ACUGUGCGGCAGGUUUUAUUAUUAGCAUCAGCCCUCCAUGCAAGCACAUCGGAACCAGGUGAUACUAUGAUGGGUAUUCACCGCGUGAUUGGUACAAAGCUGCUUAUCACAAAGGCCCUUCUGCACAGUCAGAAGGGCGCUGUAAUGUGUAGUGGUUACACAAGUGUAGCAGACUUACCUCGUCUUCUAGAGACGUCUGAGCGUCAAUAUACCAUUUCAUCACACAUGUAUACAACUACAUCAUUAGUGCUACAUUUCAUAGAUAAGGACACAUUGGAUAAUGGUUACAAGGUAUAUAUCGCAGGGGAUCCCUCAGGAUGCGUACGGGUGAGAAUACCUCUCGACAGACAACUUCUUGAGCCGCUCGAGGGCAAGAGUUACAUGUUGAUUGAUGUUGGCGUGGUAGUCAUUCGUGGAAUGUUACACAUAGAGGUCCUUGCAGGGAGCCGCCUUAUGCCGUGCAGUGAUGACAACGGGUUCCAUGUCCGCCGGGAUAAUGACGUAUCCACGGACUAUGUAUGUGAAAUUAUCGGGAAAGAGAAUGUUUUGAACACGGCUGUUGCGCUAUGAGUUUUGUCCAUAUGGUUGAAAUAUUUGAAAACGUCUUAACAUAUAUGGCAUCACUA
Babesia bovis T2Bo is the source of this 626-nucleotide messenger RNA. RefSeq lists its product as uncharacterized. The transcript has a single exon. The coding region runs from base 67 to 570 and encodes 167 amino acids. The record is from RefSeq and is a predicted model, not a curated record. NCBI's taxonomy places the organism in Eukaryota, Apicomplexa, Aconoidasida, Piroplasmida, Babesiidae.